AUAGAUUAGAUCCCGUCUCAUCAUGGAUAUUAUUAUCACAAGUCACAACUGAACUAUAUUCCUCCUCAGCCUUUGGGGAACUGUUCACGCUCGCUUUCUUUUUCUUUUUGGUAACUUGAUCUGUGGAAAGCAAGAGGUAAAAAGAUAUAGGGUCCUCCACCCUUACUCUCUCCAGGGCGCAGCGCAGCUCAGCUCGAAAUUAUACUGCCCACCCACCAAGAAUCAGGGAGGGAGAUCAUGACUUCUUCCACGGCGGAUCGGUUCGGCGGAGGAGACGCAGGAGCAGGGGAUGAUCAGCAGUUGCUGCUGCAUCACCAACACCCGCAGAUGUACUAUCACUUACCGCAGCACAGCCGGAGAGAGAAGCUCCGGUUCCCUGCGGCUGCUGCGGAGGAGUCUCCCGCAUCGACCUCUCUUCUCCUCCUGCACGAGCCCAGCGCCGCGGCGGCGCCGAUCUACGCGGGAGGGAAUUCCCUUGCCGCCUUCCACUCCGCCUCCACCUCGCCCUCCUACUACUCCCACAGUAACUACGGCAGCGUCGCGCAAUUCGACGGCCACGGCGCGCUCCCGGUGUCGCCGCCGCCUCAGCAGGGGCCGCGACACCAGAUCCCCACCCAGGGAUUCUCCCUCUCCCUCUCGUCAUCCCCCUCCGCGCGCCCGCGAAGCCACCUCGCGGGCCGGCCCGCCCCGCUCGGCCCCUUCACCGGCUACGCCGCCGUCCUCAACCGCUCCCGGUUCCUCGAGCCAACCAGGAGGCUGCUCGAGGAGGUGUGCCACGUCGGACCCAGCCAAGCGUCCGCCGACGGCAGAGGCUGCAGUAGCCGCGGCGUCUUCCUGCCGGAGUUGCUCCUGGACGCGGAUCCACCCCCUAGGGAGCCAGCUGUCUUGGUGGACGACCGUGGCAUGGCAGAGGACCUCGCCGGCUCCGGCGCGGAGCAGCAGUGGAAGAAGACCACCCUCAUCUCAAUGCUCGACGAGGUCUGCCGAAGAUAUAAACAAUAUUAUCGGCAAGUGCAAGAUGUUAUCACGUCUUUUGAGUCAGUCGCGGGGUUGAGCUCAGCUGCUCCAUAUGCCUCGAUCGCCCUCAAAAUUAUGUCCAAGCACUUCAGGUGCCUGAAGAACAUCAUCUCCGACCAACUUUGUCAGGUGAACACGGGCAGCAAAGCCGACGCAAGGGAAGACGGUUCAAGCUUUGGUCUACUAAACAAUGGAUUUCUCCAAAGAGCAGCCAAUACCACUGAUCAUGCCUUGGCAGCUCAACCACACAUAUGGCGACCUCAGAGGGGUCUACCUGAACGAGCUGUGUCUGUCCUCCGGGCUUGGCUCUUCGAGCAUUUCUUGCAUCCGUAUCCCACUGAUGUGGACAAGCAUAACUUGGCUAAACAAACUGGUCUCACAAGAAACCAGGUUUCCAACUGGUUUAUCAAUGCGAGAGUUCGGCUGUGGAAGCCAAUGGUCGAGGAAAUCCACUCCCUCGAGAUGCAGCAGCAGAAGAACAAGACAAGCGAGACCAGUCACCAGCCACCACUUCCAUCUUCCAAGCCAACCCCUUUUGCCAGUUCCCAUCAGUUUCAGGCCGCAGGCACGCAGAGCAGUAGUCGGUUAUCGUCGGCUGAGACCAUCAACUUCUCCUAUGCUGGCAUUGGUUCACCGGCUCGAGGAAAUGUUGUAUCGCUCACCCUUGGCCUGCAAAACAACAAUGGGGUGCGCUUUGCCGGUGAAUCAAUGCCGGUGAGUGUGGCGAGCCGGUUCGGGCUGGAGGAAUGCAAUGACCCGUACUUGGUGGGAGCUUUCGGAGGCCAAGAGAGGCAGUUUGGGAAGGAUCGCUUGCUCCAUGACUUUGUUGGCUGAUCGAUCAAAAUUGUGCAUGCAUGAAGUGGAUAGUUUAUUAAGCUUGUAAGAUUAAUUACGAACGUGUAUUUAUUCCGAACGUGAUAAUUCACUCGACUCAAAUCUCAAUUGGUGCAUACAAA
Messenger RNA from Zingiber officinale, 1973 nucleotides. Its product is annotated as BEL1-like homeodomain protein 9. The record is from RefSeq and is a predicted model, not a curated record. Gene Ontology annotation, biological process: regulation of transcription by RNA polymerase II. The coding region runs from base 238 to 1851 and encodes 537 amino acids. NCBI's taxonomy places the organism in Eukaryota, Viridiplantae, Streptophyta, Magnoliopsida, Zingiberales, Zingiberaceae. Gene Ontology annotation, molecular function: DNA-binding transcription factor activity, RNA polymerase II-specific; RNA polymerase II cis-regulatory region sequence-specific DNA binding. The transcript has 4 exons.